Messenger RNA from Aspergillus terreus NIH2624, 1194 nucleotides. RefSeq names its product putative metallo-beta-lactamase domain protein. NCBI's taxonomy places the organism in Eukaryota, Fungi, Ascomycota, Eurotiomycetes, Eurotiales, Aspergillaceae. The transcript has 3 exons. The coding region runs from base 1 to 1194 and encodes 397 amino acids. Gene Ontology annotation, biological process: secondary metabolite biosynthetic process. The record is from RefSeq and is a predicted model, not a curated record.
AUGUCUGGCGAAGGAACGAUCGCCUAUUAUAUGCGAUCCAUCCCUCAGAAGGAAAAUAACUGUGGCUCGGUCGACUCAUUGGCACUCAAUAUGGCUACCCAGCUUGUCCCUCUCCCUGAAGUGGAGAGGCUCAGCGCUUCAGUGGUGAGAAUCCUAGGAGGCAACCCAGGAAAGGUGAGUUCUCUUCCGGGACUAUGCGUAAAGAAAGCCACUUACGGAAAUCUCGAAGUUCACCCUUCAAGGUAUGCCAUAAGUCAUUUACGUUCCCAAUCCACCCGCCCGCUGAAUGAUGUUUUUGCAGGCACAAACACAUACCUCAUUGGCCGAGGUCAUCAACGGAUCCUCCUCGACACAGGGGAAGGCAAACCGGCGUGGGCGGCAAAUCUCAAAACCGUGUUGUCCGAGGAAAACGCCACAGUGCACCAGGCACUUCUGACGCACUGGCAUGGCGACCAUGUUCGGGGUCUGAAUGAUUUGUUGACGAUCUGCCCCCAGGCGACGGUGUACAAGCACCAACCGGAUGAAGGACAGAAUGACAUCCAAGAUGGACAAGUGUUUAGCGUUGAGGGGGCAACGCUGAGAGCGUUCCAUACACCGGGUCACACAGUAGACCAUAUGGCGUUUGUUCUGGAGGAAGAAGAUGCGAUUUUCACGGGUGAUAACGUCCUGGGUCACGGAACCGCAGUCUUCGAAGACUUGCAGGUGUAUCUCAAUAGUCUUCAGCGCAUGCAGAACCGCGUGUCUGGCCGCGGCUACCCAGGUCAUGGGGCGGUGAUUGAGAACGCGACUGCAAAGAUUGGCGAAUACAUCCAGCACCGUCAGCAGCGGGAAAACGAGGUCAUACGCGUGCUGCGGUAUGGCAAACUGGAUGUUGCCGAGGGGGAAACAUCGCCAGAGCGGAAGGCGUGGUGGACCCCACUGGAACUGGUCAAGAUUAUCUAUCGAAAUGUGCCGGAGAACCUGCACCUACCUGCGUCUCAUGGCGUCGUGCAAGUGUUGACGAAGCUGGAGGCUGAGGGCAAGGUCGUGCAUGAUGAGACGUCAGAGCGGAUGGAAGUUGGAGACAGGGAAGUCUACUUUGUGAGGUCCAUCAUAGAAACACUGUCGGCAAUGACAUUUCGUGCACUUCUUUCCAUUGUAGAGGGCUCAUCAUACUGCUAUCUAGAAGUCAAUACUAGUUCCCGCACACUGUAA